Molecule: messenger RNA, 1645 nt
Organism: Musa acuminata subsp. malaccensis (wild Malaysian banana)
Lineage: Eukaryota; Viridiplantae; Streptophyta; Magnoliopsida; Zingiberales; Musaceae
Molecular function (GO): protein binding
Source: RefSeq, a predicted model, not a curated record
UGGAAGCCUUUGCAAGGCUUGAAGAGACGCCUCCCCAAAAACACUUCCGAGCUUCUCUUUCCCCUCUCUCUCCUCCCACCUGCAACGAAACUGCUUUGCCACCUGAGCCAGUGAAGAGAUCGGGGUUUGCCAUGGUGGGAACGUCGUGCUCCUCAUCGUCCUCUUGCGCUUCGUUCGGCUCCUUCGACGCGGACGCCGCGGCCGCCAAGCGUUCCCCCACCGCCGCCACCAUCAAGUUCCUCUGCAGCUACGGCGGCAAGAUCCUCCCCCGGUACCCCGACGGCAAGCUCCGCUACAUCGGCGGCGACACCCGUGUGCUGGCUGUCGACCGUUCCGUCCCCUUCUCAGAGCUGCAGGAGAAGAUGAGGGAGAUGUGCGGGUGGGUCGCGGUCAGCCUCCGCUGCCAGCUGCCGACGGAGGACCUUGACGCGCUCGUGUCGGUCAAGUCCGACGAGGACCUCGCCAACAUCAUGGAGGAGUACGAUCUCGCUGGCCGCGAGAAGAUCCGGGCCUUCUUGUUCCCCCCAUCGUCCAAACCGAGAAGCCCCACCCACCCAGCGGCGACGGCCACGGCGCUGCCCAGCGGCCGGCCCUGGAUACUCUCCGAGAAACGCUGCAUCCACCAGAUCUCUGAUCCGAUGAGGUAUCCUGGCCGGUACGGUAAGUCCGGCGCCAUAUCCUCAGGAGAUAUACGUUACCGUGCCCAUCACCACCAUCCCCAACAUCACCACCAUCACCAUCAUCUCCAUGGCCACCAUGCGAUUCCAAAGCCGUGCAACUAUCUCGUGCAUCAAGGAAGCCAGUGGCAGUAGUAGUACCACCGCCACCAAGGAGAAGAACUCGAGGUUGCUUCGUGGUGCGGUGAACCGUUUCAUCGCGGGACCAUGUAUUUUUGUUGGCACCCGCAAUCGAUGCGCCGGACACAACAAGUUCAUACAUCACAUCUACUUGGACAUACCGAAACACAAAAAGACGUUUAUUUUCAUCUUAAAAUGAUAGUAAACGAAUUCUUUUAAUUUAUAUCACUAUAAUUUAUCAAAUACUGCUUUAUAUAGCAUCCAUACGAUCAAUAAUUUUUUUUCCUGUUUUCAGAGACAAAAAUAGCUCUUAUUUUAUAGAAAAACAAUGCUGAUAAAUAUUUUAAAGUGUUUUUUAGAUUCUUAAUUUACUUGGAAAUUGGCCAGGAUUGAGCAGGUCUGCCGCUUACUCUGGCUUUAUCCGUGUGGUCAAAGCCUGUGAGUGUGACCUUUGAUCCAACUAUUUUUAUUAAAAUUAUGUAAAAUUUUGAAAAGCUCGAUUAACUAAUAAUUUUUAGAGACAUUAGUAUAUGAUUUUUUAAAUAUAAUAGAUAGCAACAUUUUUGCAUUCAAAAUUUUUAUUUGAUUGCUUCCCGAACCUACUCGAGUCAACGACGCCAAUUUUUGUGUUUUUAAUAUGAGUCAAUAAUUAUUGAAUACAAUAAAUUUGUAAGAUAUUAGUUGGUAGAGGUACCCAAGAGAAUGGCAAUGGAAACUUAUGGACCGUGUGAUUGUACUGAGGAGGAGGUUGGCUUGACUAUUUCAUCGGUAGGGUAGUAACGCUGUCGCUGUUAUGAAUGGUGAACACGCCAUUUGUUGAAUUUGGAAGAAAUAUUUGUUCAUAUUAA